Molecule: messenger RNA, 16734 nt
Organism: Chelonia mydas (Green sea turtle)
Lineage: Eukaryota; Metazoa; Chordata; Testudines; Cheloniidae
Gene: ABCA13
Product: ATP binding cassette subfamily A member 13
Exons: 62
Coding region: 113-15271 (5052 amino acids)
Biological process (GO): transmembrane transport; lipid transport
Cellular component (GO): membrane; intracellular membrane-bounded organelle
Molecular function (GO): lipid carrier activity; ATP hydrolysis activity; ABC-type transporter activity
Source: RefSeq, a predicted model, not a curated record
CUCUCCCACCUUUUCCUGGUGCUGGAAUUAACUAGUCCCUGGUCAGGUGACUAAGAGUUAAAGGUCUUUAAAUACCCACUCUUUAAGUGGCUGGGGAAAAAGACACAGCAAUAUGGGGCGUUCUGUUCACCAGUUCAAGGCGCUGUUCUGGAAGAACUGGCUCUGCCGGCUGAGACAACCGGUGCUGUCUCUCUCUGAAGUACUCUGGCCAUGCAUACUGUUCCUUAUUCUGGCUGCAAUUCGCAUCCAACAACCUUCAAAAUACAAGGAAAACUGUUAUUUAGAAGCCCGGGAUUUGCCAAGUCGGGGCCUUUAUCCUUUUGUUCAGAGUCUCUUCUGUAAUGUUGGCUCAAGGUGCAAAAACAGCAGUUACACAUCUCAGAAACACCACAGUUUCCGCGCUUCCAGUUUCCAAGGUGGUCAGGACAGCAUGAUGGGAACUGACCUGACAUUCCUGAAAGAGAUACAAGACCUUGCAAAAGGGAUUUCAGAGACCUCUAAGAAAGCUAUUGCUUUACAAAAGCUGUGGGAGGAAGAAUCAAAGUUCUCAGGGUCCACCAACAGUUCCAUUUUCUUAACCAUGGACUGGAAUGAAACGGAGGGGAUGAUUUCUGUAGUCGAAAGCCUCCACAACCAACCCUAUUUCUGGGACUUUCUGCAUUCACUCCCAUGGCUGCAGGCAAGCAGCCUUUACAAAGAAGGUGGGAUAGGUGCUACAGCUCAGUUUCUGCAGACUGUUAAAAAUUCCUUAGCAUCCUUAGAAGAUUUAGAUGCAGUUCUAUCAAACCAAAGUUUCUACAAAACAGUGAAAAUAGGACUGAAUAUAACCAUCACAGCACUGCGCUUCUUGCAAGACUGGAGCCUUGAAGGUUCUCUGUACAACCUGACCUUUUGGGAUAUUGUGUGGGAUCCACGUGCAGUCAAAGAGGAACUUGAAUCCAGAUUUGGUUUCGAUGAUCUUCAUAUUGAAAAACUCUUGAACUAUACGGCAGAGUUAAAUAAGAUUCCCACAGAAGGCACACUGGAGCAGUUUGUGUGCUCAGUCCUGUCCAAUGUGUCAGAAUUUAAAGUUAACAAAGAGGAUAAAGAAGGAGGCUGUAUCCCUGCAUGGCUUGAGGCCAAAGUCUAUCUUGUCCAUUCUGUCAACAAGAUCAAACUCUACAUGCAGAUAUUUCAGCAGUGGUUAAGCAGCAGCGAGUCUCAAAAAUUCCUUUUUGAACUUGGAAGAAGCAUGGCUGAUCUUGUAUCUCAAUAUCCAGAGGACAGUGAGGCCUGGAAAAUUUUUUCAGGAAUAAAUAUCCUGAUCCAACAUGUGAAUGAGAAAUUGGAACCAAACUUUGCAGAAAGACAUCAUGAAUCUCCGGAUGUAAACCUGUAUCUGGAGAAACUGCAGACUGUGAUUCAGAGGUUGCCUCAAUGGCCUAUUAUGAAGAGCCUGCUUCUGGUAGAUGGAGCUAUAAGGAAUGUAAUAAUCCAAAAAUUAUAUUUCACUAAAGAAAUUGUACAUAACCUGGAAAAAAUGACACCCUUUAUUAAAAGAGAUGGGCUCAUGCAUCUAGACAUUGGAGCACUCUUUUUGGAGUUAAAACAGAUCUUGAUGAGUAACAUGUCCUGUACAUGCCAGGAUCUGUUCACCAUGUUUGAGAAGGCAGUUCAGCUUCCACAGGACUUAAAAGUCAGAGAAAUUUUAGCGGGAUUUGUGUGCCAGCAGAACUAUCCAAAUGAGACUUUCGAGUUAAGCAACCAAAUCCAGUCAAUAAAGGAGUCUGUCCUACUUUUGCAGAAAGUACUUCGUGGAGAACAGAGCCUGCCAGAUUCAAUGAUGGAAGAAUAUUUGGGAUGGCAAGAAAUAGAACAGCAGCUCACUGAAAAUAGUGCUGCAUUCUGUAAAAUUAAUCAGUUGCUGAGCACAAAGACACCAUCUGGGGAGGAUGUCUAUUUCCGCUCUUGUCAGGAGCAGCUACUCCUCUCAUUGGUUAUUCAUACACUUGAAGAAAUAUGGUUUGCUUUUGAGGAAGACCCAUACUGGAAGGACUUAACAACAUUUGUUAGGAGAACAUGUGAGAUAGCUCAAUAUGUGAACAAGGAAGAAAGUUUCACCAGAGGUUAUUCAAAUGAUACUGAAGCAUCUCUCUGUUCUGGAAAACAGCUCAAUCUGAAGGCCAUCACUGAUAGUUACUUAGCAUUUCUGCAAAACUUAUCAAAUUCCCCAUUCAUUUCAUGGUCCAGGAUCUUGACAUCUGUCAAAGAGCUUUUGAAGAGGGAAAAGAACAUAAAGGUUCUUGAGGAGCAGGAGUUGGUCUUCAUUCUACAACUUUCAGAAUUCAUACAAAAAAUGUUGAUGCCUGGUUCUUCAGCCUCCUCAAGCCUCCAAGACUUCCAGUCCAUAAUAGAAAUAGCCUUGACUAAUGCAAUUAUGUGGCUUAACAGUUCUGCCAAUAUGAAGGCAGAUGCUACAGAUGUUCAUAUAUUUUCUGAACUCGAUAAUGAACUACUAGAGAAUUAUCAACUUCUUACAAUGCUCUGGCAGAGUGAGCAGCUGGAAGUAUUUUGGCAAGUAGUAAAAAAGGUCUUGGAUCAACAUGACCAUAGGAUGUUUGGAAGUCCAAUGGAAGCAAUAGAGAUGCUGCAGAUGUUCUUAUCUAAAAUUAGAAUAUCUUUGCUUCAGGAAAAUCAAAACGUCCUUAAUGAAAGUUUGCAAUUCUUCCAGAAAAUCCUUACGGAGUGGCCUGAAUUCACUUUUUUUGACAUAGAUUAUGUAAAUGACUUCAGUGAAAAAUUCAUAAGGAAUCUCUAUGAGGUUGGAGUGUUGACUCAAGAACAUUUCACUGCUGCUCUCAGCACCAUUCAUGCUAUGAGAAAUGUCUCUUCUGUUCUAGUCUCAAAUACAACUUCUGUAUUCAAAGUACAAGACAUAGGGAAAAUUGUGUCUGAUUUCUACCAAAACAUCCCAGAGGUAGGGGACAGUAAUGCAGCCUCACUUAUUCAAAUGCUUUUCUUUGUCCACCAGAACAUUGAUCAGUUAAGUACCCAGAGCAAUAAUUCUGUGCUAACAUUCUUCCAGAAGAUCUCAGAAGACAUUUCAUCUCCUCUAAUUCAACAUGAUUUCCAAAACAUGAGUGAGGUUUUUGACUUUCUGUCUGAAGCUAUACAUCUCCUCCAGGGUCUCACCCAGAAACCUCUCUGUGAAAAGUUAGCAACAGUUUACAACUAUGGAGAGCUCCAGGCCCAGUCUCUAGCACGGAAAGGGAAACAAGAGAUAGAAGUGGUAUACAGUACUCUGGGCAACCUUAAAACUAUAUUUAGAGACACGGAGCUUCAUACAACUGCCUUUCAGUAUUUGAAACAACUUUUUGACAUCUCAGCAGAAAGCUUGUUAAAUAAUGAAUGUGCUGAUUGGUAUACACCUAGCAUUCUUUCUGUGAGGCAAAUAAGAGAUGUUCACAACUCACUUGUACUCCCAUUGGUCAGAGUUCUGUCAAAUACAUCAAACUUCAAAAGUGAGGUAAAUGUGCCUUUUGCCAUGCAUUGCACCACUACCUGGCUUCAGAUGUGGACAGAGAUUUUGGAAGAAAUGUCUGAAAUACUAGGGUUGGAUUUAUAUUUUUUCAGUUAUCUUCAGAAUGGGCUGAACCACCUUUCUGAAGGCCUUGAAAAUAUAACCCAUGCUGAACUGUGCAAUACAACAUUUACAAUCAGUGCUGAAACUACAUCAGCAAUACAUCUACUGAAAAUAAUAACAGAAGCUUAUAACUUAAAUGAAUGGAAAGACUUUGAGACUCUAAGUGGUCUCAUAAGUAAACUUAGCAACAUAAUUAAUGUUAUCAGCUCAAUUAAAAGAGAGAAUUUAGAGGAAGCUUUUCAAACAAUGGAAAAUGCGACUGUCAAAUUGCAGAAAUCUCUAUUGAAGGUUAAUGUUAGCAGGGAGUUUUUGGAUUCCUGGUUUGAUGUUUUCUUUCCAUUGAGUUCUAAAGUGGAAUAUAGAGAUACACAUGUAGAUUUCAAUGGGUAUUCACUUUCAGAUAUUCUAACACUUUCUGCGGAGGAAUUUGGAACUGUUCUCACUGACCUAAGAGAGACUGCUGGAUUCCUUAAAAAUAUAUCCCAAGAUCAAUAUCUAUUGUCUUGUGUGAUCAUUUUCCAGAAUGUUACCAAGUUAGUUUUGGAAGAUAUUUUGAAAGAGAAAAAUGUUUCACAGAUAAGUGUUCUGUCUCAUCUUAAUCCUCUUCUAACCUCGGAUAACACAGUGAAUGUAGUAGAGGGCUGUAAUAGAUGGAUACAUAUUAUCAGUAGCCUCAGUGAGAAAUACAUCACUUACUCCCACCUUGAGAAUGCAAAACAUGUUUUAUUUUUGUUGACAUUUCUGGGAAGCAUUAAUGAGACUGAUACUAGCUUAAAGAAUACCCUGGACAUUGUUAACAUGACUUUUAACCUCAUAGAACCUCCAUGCUUACUCAAUGGUUCUGUUGCACAUUAUGCAGAUGUUUGUUUCAGCAUUCUAGCAAACGUUUUAAAAGUUCUUCCUACAUUUUCUGCAAAAGAUGAUGGACAGACCCAUGACUUUAUCUUUACUGUCUUGAAUGUGUCAAGGGGCCAAAUUCAGUCAAUUGUCAAAGACUUAAUGAGAUUCUCACCAUAUACAUCUGACUCAGAACAGAUGUAUUUCACUAAAUUAAUCACUGGAGCCAUCAAGAAAUCAAGAGAAGUCCUUAAUUUGACUCAGAGUCUCCAGCCUUCUUCAGUAGCACUUUUGAGAGGAAUUCAUUUUUUUCUCAAGAAUAUAACUUCUGAACCCCUACAAAAUAGCUCAUCUCCUCUGGACACUGUAAAUCUUCUAAAUGCAUUUGAAGCUCUUCCACAAGACAAAAAUAUGAGCUUCCUAAAAAAGUGCUUUCAACAUCUGAUUAGUUACAUUAUGUCAAACUUGCCUCACAAUAUGCAAAGUUUGCAAAACGUAACUCUGAAUAGAUGGAUGAAAGCAGCAGACCUCAAUGUGGAACUAGUAAGGAAGGCACUAGACACCUUAAAGUCUUAUAACCUUACCAAUUUUCUGAUACGAUCAGGUGAUAAAGGGUUUCCAAAGCAUAUGGCAACUUUGGUGAAAAACACUGAGAAUGAAGAUCUAGAAUUCUUAAUAGAUCAACUCAAACAAAUCCGAAAAAGCCUGCAUCAUUUCUUUAAAAAGAUCAAAACUGUGUACAUUGAGAAUUCUGUUCUGGACAAGUUGACAGGCUGGUUAGAUUCCUUUGAGAACAAUUCAUGUUCUUGGAACUUGACCAACUUAUGGCAAAUGACUCAAUUAUUUAAAGAGACUGAGCUUGAUGAUAUAUUACAGGUGCUUUACCUCCUUCCUGAUGCUAUCAGUCUUAUACAGCGUUUGGAUCACAAAAACAUCACUGAUACCCUAAUAGAAGUGUACACUUUCACAUCAACUCAGGAAGCAAACAUGUCAAUAUGUACCAAGGAAGAUUUAUCCAAUAAAAUAGAUCGCCUUCUAGAGUUACUGGAGGUAGUAGCUGAUAUGCCUCAGGAAUCUGCAAGGGCUUUGAGUUGUCUGACUGCAGUUAUAUGCUGGAACCUCACCACGGAGACACCUCAGAAUGACUCAGCUUUAAGGACUUGUAACUUAAAUGAACACAGAAAUUUUUUAUCUAUUUACAACACAAUUGCUGAUGUACUUGAGCAGUUCAAGCUGACAACUCCAGGGGGACAUGCCCUAUGCUCUAAUGGAGAUUAUCGGAGGGAGAUCACUUACAAAGCGACUUGCUUCUUUCAUCAGCUCAAAGAGUGGAACUCCAUUCUUCUGAAGCUUUCUGAGAUCCAUAACAUAAAUAGUUUGGCUCUGAAACAGCUACUGGGAUUUUGGAAUAAGCUAUCAGUAUAUGUUAUGGCUUUUGGAAAUAGUAGUACCAUUGCAGUCUAUUGCUCUUCCACACCGAAGAGACAAGCUGCUUUACAGCUCAUAGAAGCAUUAAACAACAUGACAUCAACAGAGAUGGCUAUGGCCAAAGCUAUUUUUGAACAGUUAGCAGAUCUGUGUCAUGCCCUAAACUUGGAUAGAAGCACAGGAAUGUCUAUUCCAAAGACUCUUCUUACUCAUUUAAAAAGCAUGGCCAAUGAAAUAUCUGGAGCACUGAAUAAUGAAGAUGUCCUGUCUUAUUUUCUUUCUGCAGCCCAGCCUCUUCUCACACUGUCUCCUGUUGGAAACCAAACUUACAUGGUGCUUAGAGCAUUAUCAGCUUUGAAUAGAAAUAAUAGCUUGUUUGGUGACUUUGAGGCCCUUUGGCUUGAUAGAGAGAGAGGCAUACAAGAUUUAUUAGUCAAUUUUAGUGUUCCGAACUUACUUUCUGUGAUAGACAAAGAAGUUCAAUUACUAAGUGCAGCAGCCAGAAAAACUUGUUCAUUGGCACUUGCUAGUUUAUUGAAACAGUUUAAUUCAUCAUCUCUAGAAACUCUACUAAGAAGCUUUGAGGACUUUCAAGAAGUUGCAAGAGACUGGCUAUACGAGUACACUAAUAAAAAUUUCUCUAGAAUAAUAAAUGCACUAGUUGUCCUUUUGGCCAAUGAAAAGUCCUCUGAUGACAUAGUUCUGAUUAUCAAAGGUAUCACUGAAUUUUUGGAGCUCUUCAGAAAUGGCUCUAAAGAAGAUCACAUUGAUAUUUCAUUUGUUACUGAUCUUCUUAGUGGGGAAAAGCUGAAUAACGUUCAUGUUGCUCACACGAUUUUACAGAACAGUCUGCUUAACAUGAUCUCUGACCUCACUACUGAAGAAGAGGUACUGAACUUAAAUGAUACAGACCUUCAGAUAAUGGACUUCAUUGAUUUGUUUUUUGAUGAUGCACAAUAUGAAAAUUAUGGAAAACAGAUCGCCUCAUUCCAAAACAGGACAAUGGAGAUGAUAAGAGAAUUUUUACAGAUAAUCUUUCCAUCUUCUGGAGGACAUUAUAGCAACAAAAUGUUUGUCUUAUUAAAAAACUUACAUAAGGAUAUAAUUGCAGAAAUGAGGAUAUUCCCCAAAGAUGAUAUUGGAACUCCACUAAACUUGGAUCAGUAUGUUAAUCUAAAGGAAGAAGUUGAUGGGUUGAAAGAAAAUAUGUAUGACCUAAUCAAGAAUGCAGCCAUAUCUGAAAAUGGGACGUUUCAUUUUGAGAGUGCAAAAGGACUUAAGUUUAUGAGGGAUUUGUUUAAUGUUCUGUUUAAAGAUUUUUCUGUAAAAAAUGGCAGCAGAAGUAACUAUGAACUGUUUACUUUUGUGAAUCAUGUGUUAUUUAAUACAAGUAAUCCUGGUGACUUUGCCCAGCUGAUUAGAGAUCUUUCAAGAACUCUUCAGUUUAUGCGGCAAACUUCUGCAGAAAUGGGAAACCUCAUGAAUUUUUUUAACAACCAUUUCAAGGAUUUCCUAGUUAGCUAUCCUACUUUUCGAGAAAUGGUACUUACUAAUUUAACAGAACUGUUGGCCUCUGUGGAUAAGGUGUUUCCUUUGAAAAAUAAGCAGAUAAUAGAAACUACAGAGACAUUACUUGAUCUCAUCUCGUGGAGCGGUGGAGCUAACUAUACUCGCAACCCCUUUCCAGAGCUUGCUGUUGAUUUGGGCUCAUUGUUGUGGGAAAGCAAUGAAUUUGUAAAGCUAGCAAAAAUAGUAGAAGCCAUUGUUAAGUUUUUGACAUUGUCCAAGAAAGCUUCAGAAAAGGUAGCUAGCUGUUUGGAACUAUCUAUCAACUCAAAUGCUACGGAAAACUUAGACUACAUUGAGAUGGUCUAUUCAGACCUCCAAAGAGCUGUUCAUGAUGCAAUAGAAGAGUUAACUGAAACUGAGACUGCAGAGCUUCUGCUUUCAAACCACCAUCAAGUGGCAGAUUUGGGGAAAGCAUUUCUUGAUUUGACGUACUUGUCUAUUCGAGAUAAGCUUUCCAGAUCAUAUAGCUCUGGAACUGCAAACAUAUCAACCAGAUUGGUCGCAAAUCUGAACAAACUCAGUGGUUUAAAUGAUAUUGCAGGUGAAAUUGCUGAGUUUUUAGCAAAUGGGCAAAAUUAUUCUGCAGAAUUGGAAAGACUUGUUGCAAUUGUUACCAGAGCAAGCAUAAACUCAUCUGAUGAUACUGCCAGUCUAAUAGAAGAUCUUCUUGAUUUUUUUGUACCAAUUAAUGAUAUUAUUAGUAAAAUACAUUUAGCUUCGAGACUAAAUUUUACUCAUGAUCCAAUAAAUGAAGAACAAUGGGAGGGAAUUCAGGAGAUGAUUACUUAUUUGGGCAAAGGAAACAUUACAGCAAUAAAAGCUUCUAUCAGAGCUGUAGCUGAUCUCUUUCUGGGAGCUUUCUGGAAAAAUCACUUAAGUGAACAUGACUUAAAUCUGCUGCUGACUUAUGCAGACAACGAAGAUGACUUUCUUAAAGUUUUAGAAGUCACUAUGGAAUCAUUCAAGUUAAUGAAGAAUGUUUCUGAAGGAAGCUUCAACCUGUGGUCACUUUUUGCCAGCCUUAUGAACCAAAAUAUAACUUACCAGCAGAAGGAACCAUACAUCUGGGAAACAAUUACUGAGGACUCAUUAAAUAGAACUAAUCCUUGGAUAGAGUUGCUGCAUUUAAGUGCUGAUCAGCAAGUGAAUUCCACAAGAGCCUUACUCCAAACAGUUAUGGCGUUCUUUGCUAAUGGAACUUCUGAUGUAGCUGACGUGGCCCAGUUGGAAAACAGCAUACUAAGGAUGAUGCAUGACUUUGACUUGAUUUUCAAACCUUUAUCAUCAUAUGAAAAGUAUGCCAGACAGUUGGUUAACUUGGCUGAGUAUUGGCGACAAGGCCCACUAAAAGAACAAAGAGUCUCUGAGAUGUGCCAGGGUUUCCAGAAGCAUUUAAGCCCUGCUAAUGCCCAACUGCUACAGAAGGUGCAGAUUAUGGCUUUGAGUGUAUUUACAAUCCUUUCAGAUAACCCGACUGUCAUCAGCAACCUUCUCUGUGCUUUUACGAGCUGUAAGGAUGGCCUAACAAGGUGUUUCCUCCUUUCUGCCAUUGAAGGAAUCAAUUUGGUUCAUGAGCAGUAUCAGGAUAUUGAAACAAUGUUGUCAGCUUCCAAUGAAGGGGAGUGUGGGAACCAUUUAUAUGUAAACAGGAACCUGUCCAGUACCUUGGAGAGCUUCCAGAGAGCAUUACAAAAUACCACCUACAGCAGCUGUGAAUGUCAACUCACCUUUGAGAACAUCCAGAAACACAUGCAAACGUUGGCUGGAAACCUAGAGGCACCUUUGUCAGGAAAUCGAGUGGUAGCUUUUGUCAGUAACUUCAGUCUGCCAAAUGAUGUGAAAAUCAAAGACUGUGUGCAUAAUGUUCCUGAGCUGGCUCGGGACCUUCGUUCUUUAGUCAACAUUUCUGAGGAGACUAUCAACACCUUCUUGGAAGCCAAUUUCUCACAGUCCAAGUUACUCUACAGUGCCCUUGCAGUAGCUUUAGCUGGAAGAUGUGACGAAGAAAUUCUUAGUCUCUUGCUGACACUUCCUGCAAAUGGCAAAAUUUCUCUGGCAGUGAAGGAACUUUGUUCUCUCCCAGCGCUGGACUUGUACACCAUGAUUACAGUGAUUGCCCAGAACUUAAACUUGCGUUAUAUCAUUUACAAGAUCAUGAUACCUUCUGAGGUCAACAAGUUACUGAGUGCAAUAUUGGAAGUGGUCACUAGCAUCAGCUCCCUUUCAAAUAAAGGCCAACAUGUCCUUGAAAAUCUUCCCAUGUUCCUCCAAGCAUUCAAAAGCAUUGAUCUGCUUGACAUCUCAGCAUUUCAACAGUUCUUACAGGGUGGGAAAUCUAGAAGUUCCAUUGUUGGAUCCCUUCAGUCUUUAAUAAGGGCAGUCUGUAAAGAAGAAUCCUCUUUCUUCAGCAACACCAACAUGUUCAUUGACAUGCCCAGGAUCACUGAGCUCUUGGAAGAUGAUAUGGCAAAAUACAGCAUUCCCGAAGACUCAACUCCAUUUUGCUUGCAGCUUUAUCAGGAAAUUUUACAGUCACCUAAUGGGGCUUUGGUGUGGACCUUCCUGAAGCCCCUGUUACAUGGGAAGAUACUGUACACCCCCAACAGCAAAACGUUUAACAUGGUGAUAGAAAAGGCUAAUCACACAUUUGGUUUUGUGGACAACCUGAAGAUUUAUUCUGAGGCAUGGCUAAGGAUGUCUGAGGUUUUUAAGAGCAGUGAAAACUUCCUCAUGGUCAAUCAGCUGCAGGAAGCUCUCCAAAACAGUUUUAUAAAGAACUUCAUAGAAAGUCACUUGAAUAUUGAUGUGGGGAAUCUCAUUGGAAAGCUGCAAGAGUAUGAGUCUAUGAUGGAGAAAAUGCUUCACAACUCGGUGACUGAGCAGAUUAACCUAUUGGCACAGCUCAUGGUAAAUAUCUCCUCCUGUGUGUUACUGGAUCGCUUCCAGCAUUUUGAAUCUGUGGAGAAAUUGGAGGCGAAGGCACAAGAGCUCAUGCAACAAAAUAAUUUCUUGGCAAGUAUUAUAUUCAACACCUCAAGUAACAGGAGACGCAGACAAGAUUCUGCUAGCCACCUCUCACAACACAUUUCAUAUACAAUUAGAACUAGCAUUCUGUACAGCAUGAGAACAGAUCUGAUAAAAAACCCAGUGUGGAAAUCCCAUCCACCAAACCUGCCAGGUGAUGGGUUCAGAUACAAUUACAUCUUUGUUCCACUUCAAGACAUGAUUGAAAAAGCCAUCAUUGCAGUACACGCUGGAGCAGAUGCCUCUGAGGCAGAAAUACAAGUACAAGCUAUGCCAUAUCCAUGCCACAUCAGUGACCUGUUCUUGAACAAUAUUGGUUUCUUUUUUCCAUUCAUAAUGAUGCUAGCAUGGAUGGUAUCUGUUGCUGGCAUGGUCCGAAAACGGGUUUAUGAGAGGGAGAUUCAUCUUGAAGAGUAUAUGAAGACGAUGGGUGUGAAUCCUGCCAUUCACUUCCUAGCUUGGUUUCUGGAGAAUGUCAUUGUGCUCACUAUAAGCAGUUGUGCUCUGGUCAUCAUUUUAAAAGUGAGCGGCAUCAUUGUGUACAGCGAUGGCUUCCUAGUCUUCCUCUUCCUCCUCGACUUUGGAGUUGCGGUUGUGAUGCUAAGCUACCUCCUGGGUGCAUUUUUUAGCAGUGCCAAUACAGCGGCUCUCUGUGCCAGCCUUAUAUAUGUGAUCAGCUUUUUACCUUACAUAGUUUUGUUGGUCCUGGAGAACCAACUUAGCUUUGCCCUCCAGAUCAUUACAUGCUUUCUGUCUACAACUGCCUUUGGGCAAGGAGUAUUUUUCAUUACAUUCUUUGAAAGCCAAGAAAUAGGAAUUCAGUGGAGUAACAUGUACCAGCCCCUGGCACAAGGAGGAUCCAUGACCUUUGGAUGGGCUAGCUGGAUGAUUUUCUUUGAUUCAAUUCUAUAUUUAUUAGUUGGCUGGUAUUUCAGCAAUGUAAUUCCUGGAAGACUGGGGUUCAGAAAGCCAUGGUACUUCCCCUUUAAUAUCUCUUACUGGAAGGAGCUGUGUGGUACAGAGAAGAGAAGGAAACAUCUAAAUUCCAAUCUGGUUUUCGUCAAUGAAGGUUCUCUGCCCCCAGAUGAGAGACGCAUGAGUGAAGGAGGAAGCCCAAUAGGAGUUAUUCUGAUGUCACUCACCAAAAAAUACACAGACAACAAAAAGACUGCAGUUAAAGAUCUCAACCUCAUUUUCUACAAGGGUCAAAUCACAGCUCUCUUGGGUGCCAAUGGAGCUGGCAAGACUACAAUAAUAUCAAUGUUGACAGGCCUGUACCCGCCCAGCUCUGGGACCAUCAUCAUCAAUGGAAGGGAUAUACAUACUGAGCUGGCUGCUAUCAGAAUGGAGAUGGGUGUUUGCCCACAGUAUGAUGUGCUGUUUGACACCUUAACUGUGCGAGAGCAUCUGCUGUUCUAUGGCUCAGUGAAAGCACCUCUAUGGACAAAGAAACAGUUACAUCAGCAAGUCAGUAGAGCCCUGGAAGAUGUGGAUUUAUCCCACCAUCAGUUCAAACAUGUUGGAGCCCUGUCUGGGGGAAUGAAAAGGAGGCUCUCAAUUGCUAUUUCCUUUAUUGGAAACUCAAAGACAGUUGUUCUAGAUGAGCCCACCAGUGGUGUGGAUCCAUGUUCACGUCGGAGAAUCUGGGAUAUUCUGUUGAAGUACAGAGCUGGUUGCACCUUGAUCUUCACCACUCACCAUCUUGAUGAGGCAGAAGUGCUCAGUGAUCGCAUUGCCAUCUUGCAGCAGGGGCAGCUGAGAUGCUGUGGUCCUCCCUCUUAUCUGAAGGAAACAUAUGGCCAGGGAUACCGUCUAACACUCAUAAAAAAGCCCUCUGCAUUUGAAAUCGAGGAUCCUGAGUACAUCAGUCAAGUCACAUCUCUGGUACAGUUCUAUGUACCAGAAGCGUUCCUAAAAGAGAACAGUGGGAGUGAGCUGACCUAUGUGAUUCCAAUGAAGGCAGAUAAGGCCUUCUUUAAUGGCCUCUUUCAGGCUAUGGAUGAAAACCUUGAACGUCUACAUGUGACUGGCUAUGGUAUUUCAGAUACCACCUUGGAAGAGGUAUUUUUGAAGCUGCUGCAGUACACAGAGCAGAAGCCACAAGUUCCCCUGGCAGAGGAGUUGGGGCUCCCCCACAUUAACAGCCCUGAAUCAACCUACCAAAACUGUAGCUCACUCCUGGAUGCCCGGAGUGUGCGUGGAACAAGGCUUGUUCUCACACAGAUUGCUGCCCUUUUAAUGAAGCGGUUUCACCACACCAGGCGAGACUGGAGAGGAGCUCUGUCAAAUGUUCUGCUCCCUGUCCUCUUUGUCGCCAUGGCAAUGGCGUUGUUUACUGUGAAGCCAUUAGCUAUUGAUUAUCCUUCACUCAAGCUGAUGCCAGGCCUUUAUGACAACGCAGAAUCCUCCUUCUUUAGCACUGAAAGUGAUGAUCUAGGAAACCUUUCUUAUGUGCUGUUGAGACAUUUUGCAGGCCAGGAUCACCCAUGCACCUAUUCAAGACAAGAUGUUAGAAAAAAUGAUUCAUGCUGGCAGACUGAGCCUAGUCCACCACAGGAAUUCUUGGAUGCAUGUGGGUGUGUGACAGAUCAUCGGAAGUGUCCAAGCUUCAAUGUGUCUGCUGCCUAUCUGGAGAACAGGAAAGGGCAUGUUCUGUACAACCUCUCGGGUUUCAGUGUGGAAGAAUACUUAAUCAUGUCUACAAACAAAGCAAGAUAUGGAGGCUGGUCUUUUGGUGUGAAAACAUCCCCUGAACUUCAAGACCAGAAACUGAAUAAAACAUACUCUAAGCCUCUGGCUAAGGUGUGGUACAGUCAGAAAGGUUUCCAUUCACUGCCGUCUUACUUAAAUCAACUCAACAAUCUUAUUCUGUGGAUGAAUUUGCCUCCUUCUGUGGACUGGAGACAGUAUGGAAUCACGCUCUAUAGCCAUCCAUAUGGAGGAGCCUUGCUAGAUGAGGACAAAAUAAUGGAGAAUGUUCGUCAGUGUGGAGUGGCGCUGUGUAUCAUGUUGGGUUUCUCUAUUCUUAUGGCAUCCAUUGGAAACUCAGUAGUGAAAGACCGAGUGUCUGGUACAAAACGCCUGCAGCACAUCUCUGGACUUGGCUACAAGACCUAUUGGCUUGCUAACUUCCUGUAUGAUAUGCUCUUCUACCUGGUUCCAGUCGGCCUGUGUAUCAGUGUUAUUGCUGCCUUUCAGUUAUCAGCCUUCACUUUCCGAGAAAACUUGGCAGCCACAGCUCUCCUGCUGAUCCUCUUUGGAUAUGCAACUUUACCAUGGAUGUAUCUGAUGUCCAGAUUCUUUUCAAGUUCAGACAUAGCUUUCAUUUCUUACAUCUCCUUAAACUUUGUGUUUGGCCUUUGUACCAUGCUGUUGACCCUCUUGCCUCAUUUGUUAGCCACGAUUUCCAAAGCACAGAGUUUGCAGAAUAUCUACAACAUCCUCAAGUGGGCCUUUAUCGUUUUCCCACCAUUCUGCUUGGGCCAGGGUUUACUAGAGCUUUCCUACAAUCAGAUCAAGUUUGACCUGACAAGCAGCUUUGGAAUCGAUUCUUAUGUGAGUCCUUUUGAGAUGAAUUUCCUGGGCUGGAUCUUUGUGGAAAUGGCCCUGCAGGGCACAGUUAUUCUCCUUCUGAGGAUUCUGCUGCAUUGGGACCUGCUCCAGAAACUAAGGAGUCACUGUUCCAUCGGCAGCACAGUCAGUCCUUCAGAAGAUGAGGAUGUACAAGUGGAACGAAAGAGGCUCUUUGGUGGAAGAACUCAGAAUGAUAUCCUCCUACUGUACAAUCUCAGGAAAUGUUACCAAGGUUUCAGCAAGAGGAACACUGCUGUGAAAGACAUUAGCUUGGGGAUACCAAGGGGAGAGUGCUUUGGGCUCCUGGGAACAAAUGGUGCUGGGAAAAGUACAACAUUUAAGAUGCUGACUGGAGACAUCACCCCAUCUGGGGGGCGUGCUGUUAUGAGGACUCCUACAGGGUCUGAAAUGGAUAUAUUGUCUGCUAGCUCUGAAGGAAUUUUGAUUGGCUACUGCCCACAGCAAGAUGCCCUGGAUGAACUUCUAACUGGUUGGGAGCAUCUUUAUUAUUACUGCAGCCUGCGUGGGGUUCCAAAACAAUGUAUCCAUAAGGUAGCUGGGGACCUUGUUAGCCGAUUGCACCUUGACACCCAUAUUAACAAACUGGUGAGGACAUAUAGCGGUGGCACAAAGAGGAAGCUUUCAACAGCUUUGGCUUUAAUUGGCAAACCCCAAAUACUUUUACUGGAUGAACCCAGUUCUGGAAUGGAUCCCUGUUCCAAGCGGUACCUCUGGAAAGCCAUCAUGAAGGAAGUUCAGGAUGGCUGUGCUGCUGUGCUCACAUCCCACAGUAUGGAAGAGUGUGAAGCCCUCUGCACUCGGCUUGCUAUUAUGGUCGAUGGCAGUUUCAGGUGUCUUGGUUCUCCCCAGCAUAUUAAAAACAGGUUUGGAGAUGGCUAUUCAGUCAAGGUUUGGCUUAACAAAGAAACAAGUAACCACGGUGCUAUUUUGGACUAUCUUCAGCUACAUUUUCCAGGAACACAGUUUAAGGAACAGCACCUUAAUCUCCAGGAGUAUCGUGUACCAUACGGAUGCGGCCGCUUACCAGAGCUCUUCAAAGUUUUAGAGAACCACAAAGUUCUGCUGCAAAUCAAACAUUAUUCCAUUAAUGAAACCACUUUAGAGCAGGUAUUUAUUAAUUUUGCUACUCAGCAGCAGGAAACGUCUUAUUGUGCACAAGAAUCUUCCACCAAUCAUCAUCACCAUCUGCCAGUCUAGGCUCAGCGCAGUUCACCAUCCAGCAAAACAUUUUACAGUCAAUACAGCUUUUCACCUGGUUACUGCCAAACUGAAAGGGAAGGCAAAAUUUGCAAUUUAUAGACCAAAAAACAGACCUACCAGUUCUUAGUAGAAAGAGUGGUUAUUAUACACACACACGGCCAAAAAAAAUGUACUCUCCUUUACUGAACUGGAAUUUUGUAAUAAAACAGUUGGCCUAAUUAAUGGAAAUCUGUAACACAGUAAAAGGGAUGAUCGUAUAAAGAGUGACAUUUCAGAAGUUUUUUGCUGGAGCGGGUGGGGAGGUAGCCCUCUGUUCAUUUGAUCACAGUCACGUUAAAUAUCCAUAAUUAUUACAUUAGAAGGGAAGCCAACCCAAUGGAUAUUAGGAACAGCCAUGCUAUCAUAUAAUAUUUGUAUUUAAUAACUCAAAUGAGAGCACUUUGACUGCUGCAAUAAUUCCGUUCUGUGUUAUGACAAGCUAAAUUAGCCUUUUUUAUUGUAUAAAAGAAGCACUAUAUUCCAUAAGGGCUUUUUGUCAAAGGGGGUAUUCGUGCGGUUAUAUUAAGUACAUUUAACAAGGUUUCAUGAAUCACACUUGACAAUGAGUUCUCCCUAACACCUGUAGGUUAUUUCUUUAGGGAUUCUAGAGCAUCGUUAAUAAUCUAUUUUGUUAGCUUUUUCAUGUUACUUUUUAACGUUCUAAGAGAAGGUCAAACUGGGUUUGUAGCCCAGGACAUAUUGGAAGUACAUGAGAUAAGUGUACAGGCAUUGAUCAAUAACCUUUUGAGUCUAUUUCAGAUUCUUCAGACAGGGCUGUGCCACAGCCUUCAAUAGGGUCACCAGCCUGUAAAUCUGAGACAGAAAUUAACAUUUAAUGAACAAAACCUCAGCCUCUUUCAUCCAUCCUCAUAUUCUGUGGCUAGAGAAAGAUCAGAACUUCUUGGAGUGGGGGGAAGAGGAGAAGCUCUUAGCUCUUUUUUUAUAAAGAAGCUCUCUGGGAACCCUGUGCCCAGGAGUUGAUAUUGCUUUCAUUUGGGCUCUAUUAUCUGAUAGUUGAAAUUUUGGAACACUGUGAUUUGGUAGAAAGGUAUUUCUGUGGUAUAAUUGAUGUGAAAAUCAAAUUGUACACUUUGAGAUAAAAGGAUCUAAUCAGAGGCUAUCUGUGUUCCUGUGUCCCUGCUUUAAUGCCAUGCUGUAGCAGGAUGUCAUUUUAAAGUGUUAUGCUUGUGCCUUAGGUUUUUCAAGCCGACCCAAAAGGGUUUUUGAUUCUCACAUUGGCAGGUGUAUUUUUGGACCAUGAUGCUUUUGAACGAAUUUAGAACUCAGGGUUCCCACUUUGAAAACUUAUUCUUGCUCUUUUCAAAAUGUUAAAUCCUGAAAACUUAAUUAAAUGUCAGUUUUCUGAGUAAAGUGUGGAAUAUUGUAUUAAUGUAGUGGGUGAAUAAAGUAAAUAAGAUUUA